Messenger RNA from Mizuhopecten yessoensis (Yesso scallop), 723 nucleotides. Its product is annotated as DBH-like monooxygenase protein 1. The coding region runs from base 1 to 723 and encodes 240 amino acids. Gene Ontology annotation, molecular function: copper ion binding; dopamine beta-monooxygenase activity. The transcript is spliced from 6 exons. Gene Ontology annotation, cellular component: secretory granule membrane. The record is from RefSeq and is a predicted model, not a curated record. Gene Ontology annotation, biological process: norepinephrine biosynthetic process; octopamine biosynthetic process; dopamine catabolic process. NCBI's taxonomy places the organism in Eukaryota, Metazoa, Mollusca, Bivalvia, Pectinida, Pectinidae.
AUGUUCCCUGCUGACGUCAUCGUUGGCGGAGUCAAGGACGGUCAGACCUACUUCAAGGACUAUCACACUACUGAGCAUGCCCCGCCAGUAGUUGACCAAUCACAGGACUGGUUCCUCAUCGCUGGCAAGGAAACUGCAUCCGGGACAGUCCUAACCUUUGUGCUCAAACUCAACACCUGUGAUAGUGUUGGUGAUAUGGUCAUUACGGAUGACACUACUAGACUUAUCUUCUCCUACAAUCCUGUUGACGUGACGAGUUAUAUCCCUUACCAUGGCGCCACCAGGAGAGGAACGAAGAGCGUCAUGCUGCGGUCUUUAUCGUUGACACCUGAGGACGUCAACUUUCCUUCCGACAUAUCUACGUUCGACUUAGUUCAAGACAAUUACCACGUUCCGAACAGCACCACCACCUACGCAUGUCGAGCCUUUAUGUUACCUCCCCUUACCUCCAAACAUCACAUGAUCAAGUAUGAGUCAGUCAUUACUAAAGGAAAUGAACUGAACGUGCACCACAUUAUUGUCAACCGUUGUGACAAGCGUGCUGCCGAGCUAGCCGCGUACGACGGCGCCGCCUUCCAGUGUGGAGAUGGUAAAUCGGAACCGGAACCUCUGCGAAGUUGUCUCUAUAAGGUCAUCAUCGCUUGGACCGUCGGAGGGGAGAGGUAUGACUUGUUUAACUCUGGCACGCUGCUUCGAGAGGAAGCUGGAAUAAGACCAACCUGA